UUUUCCCAAGUUUUAAUGUUUCGGGUCAGAUUUAACCUGGGUUCGCUUUAGCUUUGAUGGUAAGCUUCAAAGCUUGGUGAGAUUGACAAAAUUAUUCAACUAUUUUUGCGUAAAGUUUGGGACUGGGGUUUCUUUCAAGCUGAAACGUGGAAUUGAAAAGCUGGGACUUUCGGUGAUUGAGGCUCACUUGGUGUUGUAAUACUGCUUUGUUUAUAAUUCAGCCCUGUUAGCCUCUUGUAUCACUGCUCAGCAUGAACAACCAAUGUGGUGAAGAUCAUGAUGAAGCAACUGUCAUUGGGUUUGAAGUGCCGAGAUCACCCGAAUCAAGUUAUAAUAAUCCGUAUCCCGGGAGUGAAGAUGAUGCACGUGACCCGCCAGUUGUCCCUCCUCACCUACAUCAUUCGUUGCUUAGCUACCCCUCAAGUCUGAAUGCUUCUGGUAGUAUCCCUUUACCAGAAAAUGUGAUUCUAAAUCAUCUUUACAUUGAAAACAGCGAGGCACCUAGAUCUGUAGUGGCACUUGGGUUUACUCACCGUUUUCGUUCAAAGCAUGUUACUGUCGUGCUAUACAAACCAGUACCGAGGAGGGGGAGUACCAGUACUUAAGAUAUGAAAACAUUGAAUGCGCCUUCACGUCGGGUUGGUUGGUUGGCCCUUGUGAUGGGAUUAGUUGCAAUAGGCUCAGAUAGGGAAUUAGGGGAAAGAAUAUUGAAUGUGAUGAAUUCAACGAUUGCUAUGUAAAUUCAAGUCCGUACAAAAUAAUGAUGCCACUGUCCAUCAAAUUCAACGAUGAACCCUCCCCUAGUUGAUGAAAAU
Molecule: messenger RNA, 815 nt
Organism: Hibiscus syriacus
Lineage: Eukaryota; Viridiplantae; Streptophyta; Magnoliopsida; Malvales; Malvaceae
Product: SNF1-related protein kinase regulatory subunit beta-3-like
Exons: 3
Coding region: 252-605 (117 amino acids)
Molecular function (GO): protein binding
Source: RefSeq, a predicted model, not a curated record